Messenger RNA from Sphaerodactylus townsendi, 961 nucleotides. Its product is annotated as mitochondrial uncoupling protein 2-like. The record is from RefSeq and is a predicted model, not a curated record. Gene Ontology annotation, biological process: mitochondrial transport; response to cold; adaptive thermogenesis. Gene Ontology annotation, cellular component: mitochondrial membrane. NCBI's taxonomy places the organism in Eukaryota, Metazoa, Chordata, Lepidosauria, Squamata, Sphaerodactylidae. Gene Ontology annotation, molecular function: oxidative phosphorylation uncoupler activity.
CAGAACUAUAUUUUUUCCCCCAGACAGGGGCAGAGUUCAUUCGUCUUGACCUUUUCACUCCAUCAGCCCCCAGUGGCUUUCCUCGCCGCUCUCAUAUCCUUCAUCUACUUCACAAAACCUUUGCCAAGAUAAUAAAAUGGUUGGAUUCAAGCCCACCGACGUCCCUCCGACAGCCAUGGUGAAGUUUGUCGGGGCCGGGACAGCCGCCUGCAUUGCAGAUCUGGUCACCUUCCCGCUGGACACGGCGAAAGUCCGGUUGCAGCUCCAAGGGGAGAGCAAGCUGACCGUCGUGGCCAAUUCGGCCCAGUACAAGGGCGUCUUUGGCACCAUUGCCACCAUGGUGAAGAAUGAAGGUCCCAAGAGCCUGUACAACGGGCUGGUGGCCGGCCUCCAGAGGCAGAUGAGCUUUGCCUCCGUCCGCAUCGGGCUGUACGACUCGGUGAAACAGUUCUACACCAAGGGCUCGGAGCAUGCUGGUAUCGGCUAGCUCUAAUUUUUUACUGGCUGCACCACGGGGGGGGUUUUGGCUUCAGCCAGGGCUCCAGCUCCCACGGAUCGCAGUGCAAGUGCGACCCAGGCGCAAGCCCGGACAGAAGGCGUUAAGCGGUACCAGGGGACAUUGGAUGCCUAUAAGACCAUUGCAAAGGAAGAGGGUGUCCGAGGACUCUGGAAAGGAACAUCUCCUAAUAUCACCCGCAACGCCCUUGUGAAUUGUGCAGAGUUGGUGACCUACGACCUCAUCAAGGAUUCUCUUCUGAAAUACAACCUCAUGACUGAUAAUCUCCCCUGCCACUUUAGCUCGGCAUUCGGUGCCGGGUUCUUUACAACCAUCAUUGCUUCCCCCGUCGAUGUAGUGAAGACGAGAUACAUGAAUUCUGCCCCCGGUCAAUACGGAAGUGCCGUGAACUGUGCUCUAACCAUGCUCCGGAAGGAGGGGCCCUUGGCCUUCUACAAAGGGUAA